UGGAUUUCAAAAGGAAUGUGCAUAAAAUAGUUGAUUCACAGAGGUCCAGCUUUAGCUUCUUUAGACAGAAAGAGGAGAUGCUCCUCCGAGAAGAUUAAUGCUCAACUUCCCCUAAUGUUCUCUAUACAACAGCAAAUAAACUAGUUGUCAUAAAGAUGGGCAUUGCAGUGGUGGAAAAAGCAAUGUAGUUGAGCCUGCCUAGGAGAAUAUAUGUAUUUAAGAGAACAAGUUCUGUGGCCGCUGCUCUCUCUAUAAUUCAAGAGUCAAAAUUAAAUUGCAGCUUUUACUGGUAAUUUGAAGCCUCAAAACACAAGACAAGCAGUAUUGGUCCUUGAAGGGUUUGAUCAUGCUUUACAAGCAGAGGAGCUUGCCCCUGGCUGUUCUUACUCAACUUCCAUUAGUUGUGUGCUCGUCUAUCGUCCAUAUAAAAACAGGCAAUACUCAUUCAAGCGGCAAAAACAAAACACAGAUGACUGCUAAACUAUCAUCUGAGAUUGCGAUCCACGGAUUUCUGUUAUGGGCUUCCAUGGGUUUCUUGGUGCCUGUUGGAAUACUUGUAAUGAGGAAGUCAAACAGAGAGGAAUGUGGAAGACGGCUAAAAAUCUUACUCUACAUUCAUGGUGUUUUACAGAUACUGUCAGUUCUCCUUUUGACAGCUGGAGCAAUAAUGUCCUUUAUAAACUUUGAGAACGCUUUCAACAAUGAUCAUCAAAGGUUGGGAUUAGCGCUUUACGGUCUUGUCUGGCUGCAAAUGUUGGUUGGUAUAAUACGACCACAUAGAGGCAGCAACGCAAGGAGUGGAUGGUUUUUUGUUCACUGGUUACUAGGGACUGCAGUUUCUGUGCUGGGAAUCAUCAAUAUAUACACUGGUUUACAAGCUUAUGGUAAGAAAACUUCAAGAAGUGCACGAAUCUGGACCAUUCUUUUCACAGCGGAAAUCUGUAUUAUCGCCUUACUCUAUCUUUUCCAAGAAAAAUGGGAGUACAUUCAGAAACAGGGAGUAAUUUUAGGCAAUGAGCCUGUACAACCUACCGAACAAGAGAUUUCACCAACACAUAAGCAGAAGGAAACAGCAGAAGAGCCUUGUUGACAGAAGAAUCUAGGAAAAAGCUUACUUCUACUGACAUGGGAUUUCUUUCUAACCAUUCUUCAUUUUGAACUCCAGUGUGAUAGCUUGACGCCGCUAGAAAAGCGGAGUAUUCGUUGGUUUGCACUUUAUACAUCUAAGGCGUCAUUUGCUCCCUCAGUUUAUGCGGCCAGACUUCCAAUAUCAUGUAUUUCCCACAAACAUGUACACUUCGGUUGCAAAACAAGGAACAGUUUGAUGUUUGAGUGUAGUUA
Molecule: messenger RNA, 1341 nt
Organism: Coffea arabica (coffee)
Lineage: Eukaryota; Viridiplantae; Streptophyta; Magnoliopsida; Gentianales; Rubiaceae
Product: cytochrome b561 domain-containing protein At4g18260
Molecular function (GO): transmembrane monodehydroascorbate reductase activity; heme binding
Source: RefSeq, a predicted model, not a curated record